Epithele typhae is the source of this 1185-nucleotide messenger RNA. RefSeq lists its product as uncharacterized. The transcript has 7 exons. Lineage: Eukaryota; Fungi; Basidiomycota; Agaricomycetes; Polyporales; Epitheliaceae. The record is from RefSeq and is a predicted model, not a curated record. Bases 1 to 1185 code for a protein of 394 amino acids.
AUGCUCACCUUGUCUGCCGCUGGAGUCAUCUCGACGACGAUCGAGGCCAUCCUCUACGGAUACUCAGUGUUCAUGUUUAUGCUCGCGAUGUGGAUCAUGCUGCGCGACAGGAAGAAACGGCGGGUAAACUGGUGGAUGGUCGCCGCCGGUGUUGCUCUACUCCUCUUCUCUACGGCGGAAAUGGCAUGCAACAUCGGCAGAUUGUACAUCGGCUUGCUCACAGUUGGGCCAACGUUCCCCGGAGGAAGCAAUGCCUUCUUCGCCGAAGUCUCCGAAACGACGUUUGUAGUCAAAAGCUGCCUCUAUAAUACGCAAACUCUCAUUCUCGAUGCUGUCGUGAUUUAUCGCACCUACAUAGUAUGGCAAAGAAUAUGGGUUGUUAUCGCUCCUUGUAUUGGCUGGGGAGGCCUUUUUGGUACGCUCGAUUAUGAGGUUGGCCCAUCUUCAGCAACGUCGAUAGGCUUGAACUGGGCGCUUGCGACCGCUAGCCAGCAUAAGAACGACGUCUUCGCCGCCGAGACCGGUCGCUGGAUCACCGCACUGUAUGCUCUGACGCUAGCAACAAAUUUAUCUUCCACUCUCCUUCUUGCCUCACGCAUCUGGACCAUCGCACGACGUUCCGCACAAUAUCGUGCCAACAGCAUCUUCACACCCGUCCUACGCGUCAUCAUUGAAAGCGGGGCCAUAUACUCGAUGACAAUAACCGCCGCCCUCAUUGCUUUCGUCGUUCAAUCCCCCGGGGUGUACGUCAUCCUCGACAUGAUCUCGCCCAUCAUUUCCAUCGUUUUCUACAUGCUCAUCAUCCGCGUUGGCCUCGCCGGAGAGCGCGCCCGCUCCUCCAACAAUGACUCUUCCACCCACCGGAACACGACCUGGCCGAGCAGCGGCCGCGGCGCGCGCCGCACCGACGGCUCGUACGUCAUGCAAGACCUCAAGGUCGAGAUCACGCAGGUCAUCGAGGACGACUCAGACUUCGACCCGCACUCGCACCACAGCGCGCUCGAGUCGGUCCUCGACCCCGAGCUCGGCACAAAGCCGGCGCCGGCGCCGCAGCGCGCGGACGAAGAGAGCGGCGACAUAGGCGAGGGGUCUUCGCGCGACUCGGAUUCGUUUGUCGCCGCCGCCGUCCCGCCGCCGCUCGGCGUCGCGGCGGGAAAGGCGGUCGACCGCGGGUACGGACUAUGA